Ostrinia nubilalis (European corn borer) is the source of this 3404-nucleotide messenger RNA. RefSeq lists its product as uncharacterized. The coding region runs from base 267 to 1517 and encodes 416 amino acids. Gene Ontology annotation, molecular function: aspartic-type endopeptidase activity; nucleic acid binding; zinc ion binding. NCBI's taxonomy places the organism in Eukaryota, Metazoa, Arthropoda, Insecta, Lepidoptera, Crambidae. Gene Ontology annotation, biological process: proteolysis. The transcript has 2 exons. The record is from RefSeq and is a predicted model, not a curated record.
UGCAGAAUUUUAUUGUUAGAAUUGAGGAGUUGUGUCUGUCUCGGAAUAUUUCGAGGGAGAAAUUAUUUAACUCGGCAGUGGAAUUAUUCACUGAUGAGGCUCUAUUUUGGUACCGAGGUACUCGUGACCAACUAAAUAGUUGGGAGGAUUUAAAGGCGUCGUUGCUGGAAGAGUAUUUGCCCUACGACUAUGAUCAUCGUUUGUUGCAGGAGAUUCGUUCGAGGACCCAAGGUCCCGACGAAUCCAUAUGUAGUUAUCUAAGCCUGAUGCAAAAUUAUUUUUCGAGGUUGCGUAAACCUUUAGACGAUGAAGAGAAGUUGAGCUUGGUCAAGUUCAACAUUAGGCCAUCUUACUCCAUUCCUUUGGUCAAUGUAGAAAUAGAAUCGUGGGCCGACUUGAAGAGGCAUUGUAGGCAGUUAGAAGCGGCGAAACAGAGGGCAGAAUCCUUCACCGAACCCCCGCGCAGUGUACAGAAUGCUGUCGCCCCUGACCUGGCCUACAAAGGUAAGUCUGCUCGUCCAAAGUGUGAGGCUGUGGUUAAAAGUCCGAGCAUGGAGAAGUUUUGCGUGCGUUGCCGUGUGAAGGACCACACGCUCAGCGAUUGUAAGGCGCCUCAUAUUAUUAUUUGUUAUCGUUGUGGUGAAAAGGGCGUGACCGCUGUUAAUUGUCCGAAGUGUGCACGCCAGAAGGACGUCAAAGUCUCUGGAGUCACAAAACGCGUGGCGACGGACCGUCGUUUUGAUGUUACACCUGUUGAAGAGUGGCGUGCUUGGUGUGAUUUUGUGCGUGUAUUUUCUAAUAAUUGCAAAGCUAAUGUUGCGACGGUCCGACCAGAUGAUUGUCAGGAUGCGCGUCCUUAUCUGAAUGUUAAAAUUGGUGGUGUUCCAUGUUCUGGAUUGCUGGAUUCUGGAGCGGAAGUUUCUAUUGUUGGUGGUUCUGCUGUGAAUUGUUUUUCUCAUCUGGGUGAGUUGUAUAAAUCGGAUACGGAUGCUGUGGUAGCGGCGAAUGGUUCUACUUCGUCUGCUAUUGGUUACAUGUUUUUACCUGUCGUAGUGAAUGAUGUGUUGAAGGUUAUAAAGUUUUAUGUGGUUCCUGGAGUUUCGUCGUCCUUGUUGUUUGGCAUCAACUUCUGGAAAGCUUUUCAGAUAGCGCCUGAUGUUUUGCGACUUGUGAAUCGGAGGGAUUCAAUUGUUAGGCAUGCUGAAGCAGUCGUGCCUCGAAAGUUGACUGAUGAGGCUGGUAAAGCUUCUAAACACCCGAACCAAACCACUCCUGGUUUGUUUGGAAAACCGAAGGUUCGUCGUAGACCCUUCCAGUGUGUCAGCGUUGGUUUUGUUGGUCCACUGCCCAGGUCUCGACGGAAGGUGUUUGUGGAUAGGCAAUUGAGGAAAUCUCACUUGCGAGAUGAGUGUAGUGAUAGGCGUCCGAGAGACGUAGUGGUUAAAAAGGAUGAUGUUGUUUGGCGGAGUACGCAUGUUCGUAGCGUAGCUCCGAGAUUUAAAAAUUAUGUAAAGUAGAUUAAAGUUUUGUUGAGGUGUUAGUUUUUGUUGUUGUGUAUUGUGGUGGUUCUGUUUCUGUUAGAUAGGUUGAUGCUGGAGGGCCAGCGUGAAUUUUUCUCGUUAUCCUCGUAAAAUUCUGGUGGGUGAGGGGGUACUGUAACACUUUUUUUUUCUUGGCGAGAUUGAAUACUUACCGAUUUCCACAAACAAACAUUCCAACGGACCGUAAGGUCACAUAUUACAAAGUGUACAGUAUUUCCUUUGUCACUUGAUUGUGUCAUUGUAAGUGAUUCACUGAGUUUUUGAUUAACUUCUAUUAAAAUUAAUUACAUUGUUUUGGUACACAGAGCAAUAAAUAACCUCACUUUUGAAUGUCUCCGUUUGACAGAUCAAUGCGUUACGUUUCAUUCUUUUAGUAAAAAAAAGAGUGUAUAACAAAAUUAAAUGUUCAAUACUAAAUUUUUAUAAAACUUAAUAUUUAGGCUCUUUAAUUUAAAUUCUAGCUAUUUACAGUAUUUUCCUCAAUGUUUAUAUUAAAAUAACAUUGUAAUGUAUCUUGAUCGAUCAUGGAUUCGGAACGUUCUAGAAAUUUGACAUAUUCUGAGUGAAACGAAACACACAGGUGACGUUCAGAAACUUGCUUGUUUGUUAUUUUUUUUUCUUUCUAAAGUUUAAUUAUUUAAUUAAAUUUAAAUGAGAGAAGCAGUAUAGUGAGUUCCCAUAUCGAAAUUAUUCAAUAAGAGGCUAGUUAACACAAGUGGCAUUUAUUGAAAGUAAAGAAAAAAAUUAUACAAUACUGCUUGAUAUUGUGAUUUGUUGGAGUGACAAGUUUUCGAACGAACAUCUGAGUCACGGGUGAUGACCGGCGCUUUUUGGAGUGUCGAAGUCUUUUGCUUGGUUGGGGUGAUCGCGAACGGAAGUUCUGUUGUACGUGGUGUGAUAGUGUCCCGAAUUCCAAGAGGUCUGAACCGUGCCGUUCCCUGAUAAACGGGCAGGGCACGCAUCGCCAUCCUCUACGUUAAAAAGGGAAUUUUAGAAUAAAUCCGAAAGCCCCGUGAUUUUGUGGACUCAUUGCCACGUGCUGAGUUCUGUUACUGAAGAUUUUGGUUGGACAGUGCUCGGUGGCGAGCUCUGCGCUGUGUCCUGCUUUAGCGGCUGUCGCCGGAUUUUCCCUCCGUUGAAGGUAUGUUGUAGUUUCUUUCUCGACCUCAUUCGCCUCUCCGCUGAGUUAGGAUGAAUUACUAGAAACGUGGCACUCGGUCACGGGCUACCCUACUUCAUAGGUUGGUUCCGUUUUCUAUUGAGCUUGUCAAUUAUUUUAGUUUACUUUGAAAAAGUAGAUUACCCACAUAACGAUUACAUUUUACCAAAAAGUAAAUUCCUAAAUAAAUUUACCAUUGUGAUGUAUUAUCGAUGGAUUUUGUUGUGUUAACUAUUUUUAGUUCGCUUUGUGAAGGUAGAUGAUAUAAUAAUUACGAUGAUUACAUUUUACCAAAUGUUACUUUCUAAAUAGAUUUACCAAUAGUAAUGAAUUACCGAUAGAUUUUGCUGUGUUCACAUUUGCUCCAUCCUCGAGAGCGAUGGAUUAUUGUUUUUAAAUUGUUUUUAAUAUUAUGUAUUGUGCUGUUGUAUAAUAUAAUUUUUUAUUGUACAAUAGGAGGUGUAUGGUACCGGCUGCUCUGUUGGCACCGGCUAUCAGGUGUUUGGCACCGGCUGUCCCGCAGUGCCAGACGCUUGCUGCGCCCGACGGGUGCGGAGGGGGUUGAGCCGAGUGGUGGCGACUAGCGCGCUAGUAAUCUUAAGUAUUUUUAAUCAGUACCAACCAAACGGCCCAACGACCCAUCCCUUAAUUUUUCUUUUUAAAUAUUUGUGUCUAACCCAUAAUUAAAUUGUUGUCAAUUUAAA